AUGUUGUCUCUGGGGCUUGCACUCCUAUUACCCACCGCUGGUGUCUCUGCGUCACCUGCCUCUCAGAGUGUUAAGUCAGUAUGCUAUCAGAUAGCUGACGCUGUCUCGAGCGCCUCAAAUGUGUAUUACCCUUUGUCGAUUCAGUACACGGAGGACAUCGAACACUGGGCUGGAUCUAGCACUCAGAAGGCUACUUGCUCGGUAGAGCCUGGUAAUGCCGAGGAUGUCGGGAAGAUCCUUCAAAUCGUCGGGUCAACAAGCACUCCGUUUGCGAUUAAAGGUGGCGGCCAUGCUUCGAACGUCGGCUUUUCGUCCACCACGGGCGUACAGAUAUCCAUGACCCGCUUCUCAAACGUCACUCUCAGCACAGACUCGGGCACCGUCGAUGUCGGUGCAGGUCUCGUGUGGGAUGAUGUGUACUCAGCAUUGGAUGGCAGCGGUGUAAACGUCAUUGGUGGCCGUGUUCCGGGAGUAGGAGUGUCUGGUUUCACGCUCGGAGGUGGCUAUUCCUGGAAGACUAGCCAGUACGGGUUGACAAUCGACAACAUCGCCGCAUACGAGCUGGUGCUCCCUAAUGGCACAGUGACGACGGUAACAGACGAAGAUACCGAUCUGUGGUUCGCUCUGCGCGGCGGCUUCAAUAACUUCGGCAUCGUUACUAACUUCAAGCUCAAGACUGUCCCGCAGACAGAUGUCUGGGGCGGACUUAUCACGCUCACUGUUGACCAGCUGUCGAAGGCCAGCGCCGCCAUCGCAGAUUUCUCACAGAACAACACGGAUAAGAAAGCCGCCAUCCUCCCCACUUACAACUCGGUUCUCGGUGUACCCGGCAUGUCAUUAAUUCUAUUUUACGACGCCCCCACGGCCCCUAAGGGCUUCUUCGAUGCCUUCACCUCACUCCCUCACUUCACCUCGGAUGUCAAGACGCGCAAGUACGCCGACCUCGUCUCUUCCAUCCCAUCUGACAAUCCACUCGAGGGUCAACGCGCCGCAUUCAUGACCGCAUCUGUGGAAACCUACACCCAGACCAUGCUUGAGUUAAUUACGAACAUGACCGUCAAAUACGGUCAACAACUUUCCCUCCUUGAUACUGCACCGUUCAUCUCCUUUGAUGUCGAGCCGUUCGAUCCCGCUCUUUUCUCUUACGGUUCCGAUUCGGCAUACCCACCUGGCCGUUCGCGCGGUCUCAUGCCGACGAACCUAUACUUUUCUUGGGAACUCUCGAGUCUCGACGACAAAGUCCACAGCAUCAUGAAGACGAUCGCCAACGAAAUCACCGCACAAGCCGUGGCCGAGGGUCAGGAUGUCGCGGAUGCUUUCAUAUACGGCAACUAUGCGCUCGGCGACACAUCCCGUGAGAAGAUCUAUGGAGACAACGUUGCGAGGCUCCAGUCAAUCCAUGAUGCUAUUGAUCCUGACAAUGUUAUGGGUCUGGCGGGAGGCUUCAAGUUCUAA
Peniophora sp. CBMAI 1063 is the source of this 1455-nucleotide messenger RNA. The record is from the annotation of a GenBank genome assembly. NCBI's taxonomy places the organism in Eukaryota, Fungi, Basidiomycota, Agaricomycetes, Russulales, Peniophoraceae.